UUGCGCAGUGUACAGAAUAAAGAGCUUAGGCAAGUGCGCAUGCAUUUGGAGAAAUUGGAUAUGGGACAGAAUUUAAUAGAUGUCUUGGAUACGGAUUGUUUUCAAACCAACUAUUCGGAUGUACAUAUACGGGCAUUGAAUUUGGAAAAGAAUUAUAUUAGAGAAUUACCGGCCGCAGUGUUUAAGGAGAUAGGUAUAGUGCAUCUGGUAUUGGCCUUCAAUGUUAUCGAACGUAUUCACAUCCAAGCCUUUGAGGGUAUAGAGGAUUCUUUGGAGUAUUUGGAUUUGGAAAGAAACUAUUUGAAUUCAGUGCCGGGAGCUUUAAGAAAAUUGAAUAAGUUAAAGUAUUUAUACUUAACGUCCAAUAAUAUUUGUCAAUUACAAAAUCUACCAGAGAAUACGGAUCAUUUAAGAGUGUUGUCUUUAUCGGGCAAUAAUUUUACCAUGAUUCCUGUGGUGGGUUUAAAGAAUUACACCAAUUUGUCGUAUUUAAAUAUGGGUUACAAUUCCAUAACUGAUAUACCGGAGGGCAUAUUUUUGGUGGAUGGCUGGGGCUCUAAUUUGCAGACGAUAUUGUUAAGGAAUAAUAAAAUUACUCAUUUGCAUUUGGGCUCCUUUGCGGGAUUGGAUCAGAUACAGGAAAUAUCUUUAAGUUUCAAUGACAUUAAUAUUCAUCAUCCUAUGGUUUUUGAAAAUGUUUCAAAAUCUUUGAAAAUAUUGGAAUUAUCUUUUGCGGUAUUUCCGGCGCGCAGCAUGGAAUCCAUAGAUCCUUUAGAUGCUUUAUAUCCUUUGUCACAACUUAUGUGGUUGGGUUUGGAUAACAACAAUCUUAAGAGCUUAAACAAUGAAUCGUUUUCGAAUAUGAGAGAACUUUCCUACAUCAAUUUGGGUUUUAAUCAAUUGAAAUCUUUGCCCAAAGGUUUAUUCAUACCCGAUAUACAUUCUCAUUUGGUGGAAAUCGAUUUGGGCUAUAAUUCUCUGGAGCGUAUAGCAGCGCGAACAUUUUAUAAUUUGGGUGAUUUACAGACUUUAAAUUUGCAGUCGAAUAAAAUUAAAAUCAUAGAAAAAGAUGCCUUUUACAAUUUGGAAUUUCUAAGAUAUAUUGAUCUUUCCUUUAACAAAAUAUCCAAUAUAUCGCAUCAGGCUUUUACAAUAUUACCCAACUUGGCUUCUUUGGACUUAAUGUUUAAUAAUCUGUGUUCUUUUUCCCUGAAAGCAUUUCAUUUUGUUUCCAACACCACCACUCCUUUAAAGCUGAACUUAACCUAUAAUCGCAUAGCAUACUUUGAGGAUAUAUUGACUUCUUAUAUGUACAUCUAUCAUUUGGAUAUGAGCAAUAAUUUAAUCUCACGCACCGAUAGUUUUACCAAUUUGGCAAAUACCUUAAGAUUCCUAAACUUGGCCAACAAUGAUAUACAAUCUUUGGCCAAUCAU
Lucilia cuprina (Australian sheep blowfly) is the source of this 1434-nucleotide messenger RNA. Its product is annotated as chaoptin-like. The transcript has a single exon. The record is from RefSeq and is a predicted model, not a curated record. Gene Ontology annotation, molecular function: protein binding. Lineage: Eukaryota; Metazoa; Arthropoda; Insecta; Diptera; Calliphoridae. The annotation marks the transcript as partial.